ACAACUCAUCAGCUUUCAAUUAAAUCAGCCACAAGGCAUGUCAUCUGACCACGCGUGGAACUACAGCCCAGGGUGAGUAAUCAAUGACACCGGGAUAUGAGCAGCACAAGGGAAAAAACCCCAAAGAAAAAAGACGCCUUUCCUUUCCCUCUCCUCCCUCCCCAGAAACAAUCCCUGGCAGACACGUCUUAACACACACAGAACAACAUGUUCAGGAAGAAAAGGAAGAAGAGCGAGUGGGACGGCCACCCUGGGAAACAGGCAGGUUCCCCAGGCAGGCAGCUUGCUCCCUUUCUAUUUUGAAAGCGCUUCAGAGCUUCCCAGGGAUAACUACAUAACCCAUCAGAGGGUUUUCACUGGAGAACAGCAGCCCAAGCUUCCAUGGGCAGGGAAAGGGUUUGAGAAGAAGGGGGAACGAUGACAACACUGAGCUAUGUGACUCUGGCGUCCUGAUGCAGCAGACCUGGAAGCAGCUGCCGGGAGAGGGGGCCUGUUUUCUCAGUGUCCACUUUGAAAUACUGCAGCCAUUUGCCACCUGCUUUAUCGUACUCUGGAGCUUUUUUAUUGCUGUUUGGCAACACCUCUGGCCUGCAGGAGCCAAAGGGCAAGUGGACGAGGCGGAGACUUCCCCUAACUGAGAGGCUUAUGACCCGGGAGAGGCUGUUUUGAGAACCACAGUCCCUGUGUGCCCCACCAGCUACACCAGGACGGCCCCACCCCUCAAGGGGCUCCGAGCACAUGACGGAUGGAUGGCCUGCCACUGUGAUCACAGGCUGGGCUGUGUCUGCAAGGGGAUCUGUGCUUGGAAUUGGCUGUGGUGGUUCUCACAUCCAACAGGAAACUUGGGUGAUUUCCCAACUGGUCCUGGCCCUGGCCCUGGCCCUCAAAGUGCUCUUCUCUAUUCACUCGCAAUGGAAGGCCCAGCUGCAGGGCAGCUGGUGAACUAUGGGAAUAGCGGCUCUGAAGGAACACAGCAAGAGACACCAAGAGUCCAAGGCUGUGGGCACAGAUUCCUGGGGCUCCUCCAGCCUGGCCAGAAAAGCACUUCCUCUCCAGGAGCAGGGAGAGGGUGUCUGUAUGCCAGGGCUCUGCUGAGGGCUCCUUGUUUACUGACUCAGCUAAUGAGUCUCCCCUGCACUUAUGCUAGGGAAUAUGAGUACCUCCUACUUCCAAAGGAGAAACUUGGGGCUCAGAGAGGUUUGGCAACUUAUCUAAGAAGGUCCAGUAAGAAAUCAAUCAUAAAAGUGCCUUACUCAACUGUUUGACCCAUCACAUACAAAUUUUUGAGAAAAGUCCUCAGACAUGUCUGAAGCUCCCUAUUUAAAUCCCAUUAUCUGAGACAAAGGGAACACCGCAGCCUCUGCCCCUGCAAUGCGCCAGGCCGUGGCCACCCAGGGACUUUGAACAUGUCGAGGAUCGCCCUCAGCAGACUUGCCCAGGAGAGAAAAGCUUGGAGGAAGGACUAUCCCUUUGGCUUUGUGGCUGUCCCAAUUAAGAAGCCAGAUGGCAUGAGGAACCUGAUGAACUGGGAAUGUGCCAUCCCAGGAAAGAAGGGAACUCCGUGGGAAGGAGGCUUGUUCAAGCUGCAGAUGCUCUUCAAAGAUGACUAUCCAUCCUCACCACCAAAAUGUAAAUUUGAACUAUUGCUAUUUCACCUGAAUGUGUACCCUUCUGGUACAGUUUAUCUGUCCAUCCUGGAGGAGGACAAGGACUGCAGGCCAGCCAUCAGGAUGAAGCAGAUUUUAUCAGGAAUACAGGAACUUCUAAGUGAAUCAAACAUCCAAGACCCUGCUCAAGCAGAGGCCUACACGAUUUACUGCCAAAACAGAGAGGAAUAUGAGAAAAGGGUUCGAGCACAACCCAAGAAGUUUGCACCCUCAUAGACAGAGACCCUGUGGCAUCACAAAAAGAAGGGAUUGGUUUGGCAAGAACACCUUUUGCAAAUCUCAAGUCGCUUGUGCAGUUACGGAUUGCC
Messenger RNA from Marmota monax (woodchuck), 1975 nucleotides. Its product is annotated as SUMO-conjugating enzyme UBC9-like. The record is from RefSeq and is a predicted model, not a curated record. The transcript has a single exon. Gene Ontology annotation, cellular component: nucleus. Gene Ontology annotation, biological process: protein sumoylation. Lineage: Eukaryota; Metazoa; Chordata; Mammalia; Rodentia; Sciuridae. Bases 1407 to 1883 code for a protein of 158 amino acids. Gene Ontology annotation, molecular function: SUMO conjugating enzyme activity.